AUGGUCGGCGCCGCGAGCAUCGAGACGCCGCUGCUGAAGGUGCCGUACGAGUCGCUUAAGCGCGCGGCCAAGGACCGCAAGACCGUCGUGGACGACGCCAGCCGCGUGCUGUCGGACCUGGCCAGCGAGGGCGGCGCGGACCUGCGGGCGAUGUCCGGGGAGCAGCGCGUGCAGGCGCUGGACAAGCUCGUCGUGCGGCUCCAGGGCAUCAAGCGCAAGCUGGACGAAAUAUCCAGGACGGAGCAGGAAUGUGCGCACAAAUGCCAUGUGCGGCUGCGCCACCUGGUUGAACUGGGGGAGCCAGAAGAGGACCAAGUUGUGGCAUGGAACAUGGAGCGCUUUGAUUGCAUCCUGGUGGACCAUAUGCUUCGUACGGGCUGCCACAACUCAGCAUUUUGUUUAGCGAAAAGUUCCAACAUUGAGGACCUGGUAGACAGCAACGUCUUUCUCAGCGCUCGGAGGGUAGUGGAGGGUUUAAAACGUCACGACUGUGCAGAGGCGCUGGCCUGGUGUGCCGCAAACCAGGCGAAGCUCAGGAGGAACAAGUCAAAAUUGGAGUUCAAGCUCCACGUGCAGGUUUUCAUUGAGUAUGUCAGGCAGGAGCGGAUGCUCGAUGCCAUUGCCUAUGCCAGGAAGCACCUAUCCCAGUGGGCGUCGCUGUACAUGGAGGAGCUGCAGCGGGCUAUCGCCGCAUUGGCAUUCAGGGGCACAACCACCUGUCCACGGUAUUUGGAGCUGUUUGAUGACUCGCAGUGGGACCAGGUCAUCAACUUGUUCCACGCUGACCUGUUCAAGCUCAACUGCCUGACGCCAGAGUCCCUGCUUACCAUCCACUUGCAAGCAGGCUUGUGUGCCCUCAAGACUCCACAGAGCUACGAGCAAGGCUGUAGUGGAGAAGACCCGCUCUGUCUGCCGGUUUUCCAGAAACUUGCUGAGGGGCUGCCAUACGCGAAGUAUGACAGGUCCAGACUUGUGUGCAGCGUGACCAGGGAGGUCAUGAACGAGCAAAACCCUCCAAAUGUGCUGCCAAACGGCUAUGUAUACAGCCAAGCUGCAAUUGAUGGGCUGAAGGACAUCAGCGGAAAGGUUACCUGCCCAAAGACAGGUGAUGUGUGCGACGAGUCAGACGUGCGUCGGGUAUUUGUGCUGUGA
Messenger RNA from Ostreobium quekettii, 1152 nucleotides. Lineage: Eukaryota; Viridiplantae; Chlorophyta; Ulvophyceae; Bryopsidales; Ostreobiaceae. The record is from the annotation of a GenBank genome assembly.